UGCAGCAUCACUGAGCUGGUGCAGUGCAAAAACGCUUGCACAUCCCCUCCGAUGGUGUGCAGAACAAGGGGGACAUAAAACCCAACCGUCUGAUAUUUAUGCAUCCAUAGUCUUAAAUUUAAAAAACCUCAACAAAAAAAAGGCCUGUCAUCAUGAGCUGUGAUUCCUAUGUGUCAUACCGCCGCUCUUGGGACAACUACAGAGGCUCCCGUUUCACCACUAAAUCCUCCAUUUCCUCCUCGCUCUACUCUGUUCCUCGAUGUCCUCCGUCUGGGAAAAGGAUCCCGAGGCUGGUUUCUUCACUCCCGGAUGGGUCUGAGAGGAUGGACCUGGCAAAUGCCAGUUCCCUCAACACAGAGCUACUCGGCCUCCGCUCUCAGGAGAGGGAGCAGCUUGUGGAGCUGAACGACCGCUUUGCCACAUAUGUUGAGAAGGUGAGACACCUAGAAGUGCAGAACCGAGCCCUGCUGGCUGAGCUCGAGGUGCUGAGGAGGCACCAGAACAACCCGUCCCAUCUGCAGGCCCUGUAUGAGGGGGAGGCAAGAAGUUUGAGAGCCAUGAUUGACUCUGAGAAUGGAGAAAAGCUUUGGAUGGAGGCAGAGAAGGAAUACCUGCAUGAUGUCUAUGAGCAGGUGAAGGAUCGCUAUGAAGAUGAGGUAAGGAGGCGCAUGGAUGCUGAGGAGGCCCUGCAGAGGGCUAGAGAUGAAGCCAGCAGGGCGGUGCUUUCUAACGGUGAUGUGGAGGCCACUGUGGUGUCUCUGUGCGAUGAGAUGGUGUUCUUGAAGAAAAUAUUUGCAGAGGAGCAGGCAGAGCUGCAGGCGCAGCUGCAGAUGGUCAACAUCAGCGUGGAUAUGGAGGUGACAGGGCCCGACCUCUGUACCGCCCUGCGAGACAUCCGUGCACAGUACGAACGGCUGGCCAACAAAAACAUACAGGCCGCCGAGGACUGGUACAAGAACAAGUUUGCAAGUGUGGUGGAACUGGCCAGCAAAAACAAUGAGGCUGUGCACGCCAUCCGGGAGGAAACCAUGGAGUACCGAAGACUCCUUCAGUCUCGGUCCUCGGAGAUUGAGGCUCUCCGGAACGUCAUCGACUCCCUCAAUAAGCAGCUGGAGGAGCUGGAGGAGACACAGGGCAAAGAGGUGGUAAAGUACCAGAUGAGGAUAAAUGACCUAGAGAAGGACAUUGCUGAGGCCAAGCAGGAGAUGGUUUGCUACCUGAGAGACUACCAAGACCUUCUCAAUGUGAAGAUGGCCCUCGACAUUGAGAUAGCCGCAUACAGGAAACUUCUGGAGGGAGAAGAGAUUCGGCUGGCCUCUCCUUCCAUUUCCUCCCUAAACUAAAUCCUAAAAUCUAAACACCCUCAGCCUGGUGUAAACCAUCUUCAUCCCUUGCUUUCCUGACCUGAACAUCUCCACUGCUCUCAUCCCUCAGUUUUGCACCUCUGUUAUCUCACCCCUACAUUCCCCAACAGCAAACCACGAAACAAAGCUCAUACGGUCUCAAGACGUGCCCUUGUGCUAUACAAGAGGUCCACCAGAAGUCCCCCUUCUUCUACACACGUUAUGACACCAAACAUCAAGAUGACAACAAAGUGUAAAGUGCAGAGUGUCUGUACUGCAUUAGUUACAUUAGUUAGUGAAGGAGUGCAGUGCUGGUUCGGCUGAGUUCUUUUCUGUCGUAACGCUGCAGGUCCAAGCAGAAAACUUACAGUUUGAACCUUCUCUGAACCUUUGCUGUGCAAACAUUUGACCAGUUGUUUGUGAGCGAGGACAGAAAUUCUUUCUGAUUUUGAUGCUUAGAAAAGAAGUCUGCAGUAUUAUUAACUGGGAAGUCUACCAAGCCAGCAGGUACUGUCCUGCACUCCUGGUUCUGUAGUAGUCGUUGUAGUAAUAGUGGACCAGUAACCUUAACAAUUCUUUUGGCUACUUUAGAAAACCAUUUGUUUAUUUUUAAUUUCAUUUAUUCUUCCUCUGCAUUCAUAUCCAAAAACUACAAGCAUUGAUUUGUCUUAAAACUGGAGUUUGUUUGGGCUUUCCCACUCGGCUGAAAUGUCUCAUUUUCAAAAAUUUUUUUAAAUUGGAUAAUUUCCUGGAUAUGUAAAUGCUGUGGAAGACUAAUCGUUACUGGUUUCUCCUUAUAAUCAUGUAUCGUGUCUCUCAGUGAAUCAGCCUUAGACCUCUGUGUACAUCAAACAAAAACUAUGAAACUAAAAGAUGUAAGAGGUUCUUAUUGCCUGUGUGCUGAUCUUGUAAACAGGUACAUUACAAGUGUGAAACUAAUAGGCACCAGAAUGUUUAGUAUACCUUUAAGAAUGGCAACAAGCUGAAUAAAUAUUGAACUGAACGACAAAUCA
This is a messenger RNA of Thalassophryne amazonica, 2356 nucleotides long. RefSeq lists its product as uncharacterized. Gene Ontology annotation, cellular component: cytoplasm; axon; intermediate filament. The record is from RefSeq and is a predicted model, not a curated record. Gene Ontology annotation, molecular function: structural constituent of postsynaptic intermediate filament cytoskeleton. NCBI's taxonomy places the organism in Eukaryota, Metazoa, Chordata, Actinopteri, Batrachoidiformes, Batrachoididae. Bases 153 to 1343 code for a protein of 396 amino acids. Gene Ontology annotation, biological process: neurofilament bundle assembly. The transcript is spliced from 3 exons.